AUGAUAGAAGAGCUGAAAAAUACUAAUGAGGGUCGAUACUUCACUAACAGCAUGUUUGAGGAGGCAGAGAUGAGCAUUAAAAAGAGAAUGGAGGAAAUACUGAAAGAUAAAGAAAGAGAAAUUCAGGCUCAACAUGAAAAAUUAAAGGCCAAAUAUGAGAUGGAAAAGAAAAACCUGAUUAAGAGACUUGAGGAAGAGAAACAAAGAGCAGAAGAAGAGAAAAGUAUAAUGGACAAUCAACUGAGAGAAAAACUGGAAAAACUCAGAAAAGAGUUUGAAGAGAAAGAAACAACAGAACAGAAAAAACGAGAGAUUGAAAACCAGAAACGAUCAGAAGAGGAAAAACAGCAAAGAGCUGAAUAUCAUCAAAAAAUAGAAGAGAUGAAGAGAGAGAUUGAAAAUCAGAGAUCACAGUAUGAAAAACAACAAAAAGAAAGAGAAGAAGAAGAUAGAAAGAGAGAAGAGAAAUACAGACAAGAUCAAGAAAAGAUGAAAAAUAAACAAGAGCGUAUUAUUGCAGAAUUACAAAUGAAACAAAAAGAAGAAAUAAUAAAGAGAGAAUCUGAGGAGAAAAUGAGAGUUGAAGAGGAAGAAGAGGAGAGACAGAGAUGGAAAAUAAAAAUAAAAGAGGCUGAAAAUGAAAGAAAAGAAAUUCAAGAGGAAAUUAAACAACAGCAGAGAGAAUGGGAGGAUGAAAAGAAACAUCAGAUGAGGGAACGAGAAGAAGAAGAACGAAAGAGAAAAGAGAGACAUGAGGAACAACUGAGAGAAAAACAAGAAGAACUGGAGAAAAUGAGAAAAAGAUUUGAAAGAGAGAGAGAAGAAGAAAGACAA
Molecule: messenger RNA, 834 nt
Organism: Megalobrama amblycephala (Wuchang bream)
Lineage: Eukaryota; Metazoa; Chordata; Actinopteri; Cypriniformes; Xenocyprididae
Product: vicilin-like seed storage protein At2g18540
Exons: 1
Source: RefSeq, a predicted model, not a curated record